Stylonychia lemnae is the source of this 2814-nucleotide messenger RNA. Lineage: Eukaryota; Ciliophora; Spirotrichea; Sporadotrichida; Oxytrichidae. The record is from the annotation of a GenBank genome assembly.
AUGAAAAAUUCGGACAUAAAUAGUAAACACCCUCAAAAGGCAAAUUCACAUUUUACUGCAAAGCAAAAGUCCACUCAAUAAUAGAAUGUUGAAAAUUUAGGUCUUCAUAAUGGAAAUAGCAAGCAAAAUUAAGUAAAUCAUCCAUAAGCUAGCAAAGAGCAAAUAAAGUAACCUCAGAAGCAUUUUGAAUCUCAAAAUCAAUACAUAAACAAUCUAAAUUCAAAUCUCUCAUCACCAAUCGUAAUGUCUAUCUAAAAAGAAAACUAGUAUCUAGGAAGCACAAAUAGGAAGCAAUUGAGUGUAAUGAGAGGAUUUAACUGUAAUUUGGAUGCUAACAACUUUAGUGUAAAUGGGAAAAACUAUAAUGCAGACGAGGAAUCUUUGGUAUUUUCUCAUAUGAAAGAAGGAAAUACUUACAACUAACUUUAGAGAUUAUAAGCAUUUGAAAACCUUAAGGACAAUCUCUUCGACUCAUCUAUAUGCUCGCAAUCGAUUCAUUAGCUAGAGGAUGUGGUCGACCAACUAAUGUAUUAGCAUUAAGAUCAUCCUUAUGAGACAGCUAUUGAUUCAGCCAAGAAAAUGGCAAGAAUUACGAAUCCUAAUAUAAUGGGAGGAGAUUAGGAACAAAAUAUUCACAAUUAUUAUGAUAAAGUAGAUGAAGUCGACAAAUUUCUUCCUGAUGACAAGAGAUUCUCCAAAGAUAGAUACAUGAAUCCACUUAAUACAGAGCAGGAAGAUUUAUAUGAUAACAUUGAUUAACAAGAAACCUCUUAGGUAAAUAUGUCUUAAAAUAUGAGAAAUCUAUUUGCUCCAACUCCACCUAUGCUUUAGCCUUAAAUUUAAGUUCUUAAAGAUUAGACACAGGAUGAUAAGUUAUAAUCUAAAGAUGAUGAUAGACUAUAUAAGAUGGAUAUUUUCAAAAAUGAACUGACAAUCAAGACUGGGUUGGAUGAGAUGGGAAAGAACCCUACAUAGGAUAUUUCAUUUUAACAGAAGCUAAAUAUGGCAAGUGCUAAGUAACUAGGAUCUUUCUAGGCUCUUUUGGGAUUUAAACAAGGACUGCUAGUAAAGCACAAUCCAAAUGGAACUAAACUAAAUUAACCUAAUGAGAUAAAGUCCUCAGCAGUGCAUCAAAAUUCAAAGGAAAAUAUAGACUACUAAAAUAUUACCAAGAGCUUUGUUACUACUAAAGUAGAUGCUAAUAAAAAUGAUAGUAUUGAUAAAAAGAGCAGUUCAGGACAACCUUAAUCAUUUUCAAAUAAAAGCGACAAGAACUAGAAAACAUUAAUAUGCCCUCAGAGCUAGCUAGAUUAGAUAAAGAUUGAGCCAUAGACUUUAAUAGCUAAGAUGAAAAAUAACCUAUCUUCUAGGAAUAAGAAUAAUGAGAUAGUGAGUGAAAAUUCACACAACAAUACUUAAGAAAACAAAUCUGGCUACUCUCAUUAUCAUUCAUCUAAUGAAUCUCGAUAAACUCUUGAUCCUUAGGGAGCUCUCAGAAUAAUUCAAAGUAACCAGAAUGACAGGCUGAAGUCUCCUAGCAAUCAAUCAGUAGCAUCUCCUCUGAAGGUUAACAAUAACAUGAGUCAGUACGUGUAGAUACAUAGCAAUCAUCCAAUUACAACUACAAGUGCAAUGACUACUGAUAGAGCGUUUUUUCCUUCAAGCACAAGGAAUUAAAGUGGCAAGUAAAUCUACCUAAAUUCUAGAAAUCCCUCUCUCAAUCACGGUAAUCUGAAUAAGAAUAUUUGUAGAACUGUCACUAUUGAUGAUCAGUAACCUAUAGAGUAAGUCUAGUUACAAAGACCGCUGAUGAUUGCCCAUAAGAAAGAUACACAGAAUCUGAGAAGAAGAACUACAAGACAACUAAUUAGAUCAACAUCCAGAGAUAAAAUAGAGCUUUAAAUUUCCAAUUCAAACAACAACUUACUCUCUCUACACUAGUCAUUUGAUCAUAAGAAAGCUCAAGCCAACAGAAAUCUAGCAGCUUUUGCUUAAAGACCUCAAAGUAAAAAGCGAAAUUUAUCGAACACAGGAUUAACUAACUAACUGGCGAACACAUUUAGUCCCAGAAGUCAUAAGGAUGUGAAUUAAAGUAAAUCACCUUCUUCUAUUGUAAGGAAUCCUUAAUUUGAAAAUUUAAAAACAGAGAUCUUGAGACUUAUUGAAAGUAGUAAAGAUUAAGUUAUUAUCCAAGAUUAGCAGAUUUCUAAUUUCAUGCUUGGAUUAUUCAAGAAGUAUUCAUAAACUGUUGUAAACGAACUCAAAAUGUCAGCUACUCAUUAUUCAAAUUUCUUAGCUGAUAAUUAACUUAAGUCCUCUGUUAAUCUAUCUAUGUUCUCUUAAGAAACCAAACAGCAAAGAUCAAAGUCAUUAUCAUAUUAGUAAUUACUUAAGAUACUCUAGAAGAUUUCAUUAUAAAAGCAUUUCACAUAGGUUUACGAAUCUCACAAGGAGAACUCAGACCUUAAUAAGCCAACUAAAAAGGUCCAGUUCGUGAAUGAGUGCUUCAAUUUACUGAUAGAGCAAUAACUAAAAUACAAAAAAUAGGCGAUGCUUUAGCCAAAUAGUAGCAAAGGCAAUCUUCAACUAUAGCAAGCUAUUGGAAAUAUCUUUAAUCUAAGUACAUUUGAUUAGAUACUUAUUGAGGGGUUUAAUGGGUAGAAAGAUGUGAUUAAUAUGCACAGUAACAGUAAGUCUAGUGAAUAAUUGGGUAAUAGUAAUGCAAUAAAGCAAUUAUUGAUAGACCCAUAAAGCCGAUUAAUGCUGAAAAAUUACUUUAAAGAUGAGAUUUUAAGAGAAAAUAUGAAUUUUUGA